Messenger RNA from Cordyceps fumosorosea ARSEF 2679, 1722 nucleotides. RefSeq names its product Major facilitator superfamily domain, general substrate transporter. Bases 1 to 1722 code for a protein of 573 amino acids. Gene Ontology annotation, molecular function: transmembrane transporter activity. NCBI's taxonomy places the organism in Eukaryota, Fungi, Ascomycota, Sordariomycetes, Hypocreales, Cordycipitaceae. The record is from RefSeq and is a predicted model, not a curated record. The transcript is spliced from 3 exons. Gene Ontology annotation, biological process: transmembrane transport.
AUGAUUGGCAGUCUCGCACCACCACCACCACCACCAUCUCAGCCCGUCAUCCCCCCCCUCAUAUCUCCAUCGGACCUCGUCCACCCAGCCAUCAUCAUGCAGUCCCUCAGCCGCUUCUUCUCCUCCGCGACCAACAAACCCAUCAGAACCGCCCACCUCACCUCCACCGAGCCGCCCUUCCUCAACGCCGCCGGCUACGUCGACUUCGCCCCCUCCGACCCGGAGAAUCCCAUGAACUGGUCCGUCCCCCGGCGGGCCUCCAUCUCCGCCGUCUCCGUUCUGCUCGUCCUCAACGCCACCAUGGCCUCCUCCGCCCCCAGCGCCGUCACCGCCUCCCUCACCGCCCACUUCCGCGUCUCCCCCGAAGUCUCCGCGCUCACCGUCACCCUCUUCCUGCUCGGCUACUGCGCCGGGCCCUUGCUCUUCGCGCCCCUCAGCGAGUUCUACGGCCGCCGCCUCAUCUUCGUCCUCACUUUCGCCGGGUACCUCGCCUUCUCCUUCCUGACCGCGUGGCCGCCCAACUUUGCCGCGCUGCUGGUCGGCAGGUUCCUGACGGGCACGUUCGCGUCGGCGCCGCUGAGCAACGCGCCGGGCGUGCUGGUUGACCUCUGGAACCCGGUGCAUCGGGCCACGGCGUUUGCGUGCUUCUCUACCAUGGUGUGGAUCGGCCCGGCGGUCGGGCCGGUGCUGGCGGGCUUCCUGCAGCUGACCGAGGGCGGGGAGGGCUGGCGCUGGUGCUUCUGGGUGCUGCUGUGGCUGGCCGCGGGCACGAUGCUGCUGGUCAUCACCAUCCCGGAGACGUACCCGCCGGUGCUGCUGAUGCGCAAGGCGCAGCGCGCGCGGAGGAACGGACACGACGUCAAGGCGCAGAUUGAGGAUUCGGACCGGUCCCUGGCCGGUGCGUACCGGGUCGCCCUCACCAGACCGUGGAUCAUCCUGUUCGACACGAUAUCACUGCUGUGCGCGGUGUACCUCGCGGUCGUGUACAUGCUGCUCUACAUGCUCUUCUCCAUCUACCCGAUCGUCUUCCAGGAGAUGCGCGGCUGGAACCCGGGUGUCGGCGAGCUCCCGCUGCUCGGCACCGCGGUCGGAGCGGCAUGUGGUGGCGCCGUCGUGGCCUUUGAUGCGCACCUCCGCCAGCGAAAGAUUGCCUCCGAAAAGCUGAAAAUGGAAGACCUCACGCCCGAAGACCGCCUGCCGCUGGCCAUGGUUGGCGGCAUCGGCUUCUGCAUCGGCAUGUUCUGGCUCGCGUGGUCCGCCAACUACAACUCCGUCCACUGGAUCGUCCCGACCAUCGGCGGCGGCGUCCUCUCCGCAAACAUGCUCCUCGUCUUCGUCGCCUACUUCAACUACCUCGUCGACGUCUACCUCAUCUACGCCGCUUCCGCGCUCGCCGCCAACACCGUCGUGCGCUCCGCCGGCGGCGCCGCGGCGCCCCUCUUCACACGCCAGAUGUUCUCGGCCAUGGGCGUCGGCGGCGGCGGAUCCCUAGUCGGCGGUGUCGGCGCGCUGCUCGCCGUCAUACCCUUCCUGUUCUACAAGUACGGGCCGCAGAUCCGCGCGCGGAGCAAGUUCUCCCCGACGGGCGAGAAGGCGGCGCCCAAGGGGCCGGGGGAGGAGGAGCCGAAGCAGCAGCAGGGUGGCAGGUUCGAGGACGUGGCGGACGAGGAGACGGCGCUGGAGACGACGUCCAACGAGGGCUCGAAUUGUGGCCGAAAAUGA